AUGGGUCGCACCCCUGAAGGAGAUAUUAUAGUCAAUAGUCAAGAAGUUAUUGCAAGAGAUUUACAGAAACGACAACAACCCACACAUUAUUAUACCAUAACAUAUCGAACUAGUGGCACACCAUAUAAAACUCUUACAAUCACAGAAACUGCAGUACCUUUUGUUCCACCUCCUGACACUAUUUCUCCGAUAACUGCGACACUUUAUUACCCGACUUGUCAUGUAUUUGACUGUGGCUGGGGUUAUAGUUAUGAUUUUUCUUCUUUCCGCACAAUUAGUGUAAAUUUUGCAGAAAUAUCUCCUCCGGUUACAUUAACAGUAACUUCAACAAUAAGUGCACCUCAACGAAAUAAUCCAACUACAUUAGUAAACAAUAAUACUUGUAAAUAUCCGGAUUAUGUCAUGUCCAAUGAUUCCAGUAACUUAUAUCCAAGUGAUGUUAAAUAUGUUGUUCUUGGUACUGUUGGCGGCGCUAUAGUUGGCAUACUUAGUGGAAUUGCCUUGUCUUUCGGAUAUUAUAAACUUAAGUUACAAGAUGAUGGAAUUCCGACUCCAUCAUCGCAUUCAAGGUUCUAA
This is a messenger RNA of Cetraspora pellucida, 576 nucleotides long. NCBI's taxonomy places the organism in Eukaryota, Fungi, Glomeromycota, Glomeromycetes, Diversisporales, Gigasporaceae. The record is from the annotation of a GenBank genome assembly.